AGUUGCAGCUCAAAUUAGAAGUCGUGCAGCAUGGGGCAUUUUCUGGGAAAGUGCCCAGCCUCAGAGCCAUUGGUACCAAUGAGCAGGGACAAGGACGGAAGAAAGAGUUCCAUUCCACAAAGGCUCCGGGAGACAGAGGCCCUGGGAGCAAAGGCAGCGAGAUACCUGGGGAAGAGUACUCGCAGUGACAUCUCCCAAUACGCAAGGCAACCAAGUGGCGGUGUUUGGUUCCCCAGCAACCAAACGAAGCGUCUACUGCAAGGGGAGACAGUCCUUAGGAAGGUAAACCAGUGACGAGGCUACCUGGUUGAUUUGUUUGUAAAGCUUUCUGCUGCUUCUCCACAUCCUACCUCUGGUCUUCACCAAGGACACUAUCAUCAGGAACCGUAUGUGAAGGAGGAAGCCAAUUUCUCAGCGAAGAUGAGCCGGCCAUAUGACUCGAUGGAGCCAAAAGUAAUGGAUGAUGACAUGCUCAAAGCAGCUGUCGGGGAGCAAGGGCCCCAGGAAGAAGCUGGGCAGCUAGCCAAGCAGGAGGGCAUCCUCUUCAAAGAUGUCCUGUCCCUGCAGCUGGACUUCCAGAACAUCCUCCGCAUCGAUAACCUCUGGCAGUUUGAGAACCUGAAGAAGCUGCAACUGAACAACAACAUCAUCGAGCGCAUCGAGGGCCUGACGAACCUCAUACACCUCGUCUGGCUGGAUUUGUCCUUUAACAACAUCGAGGCCAUCGAGGGCCUGGAUACCCUGGUCAACCUGGAGGACCUGAGCUUGUCCAAUAACCGGAUCUCCAAGGUGGACUCUCUAGAUGCCCUGGUGAAGCUGCAGGUGCUGUCACUGGGCAACAACCAGAUUAGCAACAUGAUGAAUAUCAUCUACCUGCGCCGGUUCCCGUGCCUGCGAACACUCAGUCUCGCUGGGAAUCCCGUUUCUGAGGCAGAGGAGUACAAGAUGUUCAUCUAUGCCUAUCUUUCUGACCUCGUGUACUUGGACUUCCGGCGCGUUGAUGAGCAGAUGAGAGAGAUGGCGAAGAUGAAACAUCAGUACAGCAUUGACGAGCUGAAGCACCGCGAGGCACAGCUGCAGAUGAAGCUGGAGGAGGAGCAGGCCAAGCAGGAGAAGCUGGAGGAACACAAGAUGGCGUUUGUUGAGCACCUGAACGGCCCCUUCCUGUUUGACAGCAUGUAUUCCGAGGAUGUGGAGGGCAACAAGCUGUCCUACCUGCCUGGUGUUAGAGAGCUCCUUGAAGCCUACAAGGACAAGUUUGUCAUCAUCUGCCUGAACAUUUUUGAGUAUGGCCUGAAUCAGCAAGAAAAACGGAAGGUAGAGUUAGACACUUUCAAUGAGUGCAUACAGGAGGCCAUCCUGGAAAACCAGGACCAGGGCAAGCUCAAGGUUGCCAAGUUUGAGGAAAAGCACUUGCUGAACUUAAAUGCCAUCCGGGAAGAGACUGAUCUGUCCAACAUCGAGAAGAAGCUGACGGAGUGCACUGAGAGCAUCGGUGAGCUGUUCAACACACUCAUGAUCCUGGAGAUGCAGCUGGUGGAACAGCUGGAGGAGACCAUAAACAUAUUUGAAAGAAAUAUCACUGACUUGGUGGGACUAUUUAUUGAAAAUGUCCAAAGUCUGAUUGCUCAGUGCCGGGACCUGGAGAACCAUCACCAUGAGAAGCUCCUGGAGAUCGCCAUCAACACCCUGGAGAAGAUCCUCAAGGGCGAGAUGGACGAGGACUUACCCGAUGACGUGCGGGCGCUUUUUGUUGACAAAGACACAAUUGUUAAUGCCGUUGGGGCAUCACAUGACAUCCACCUCCUGAAGAUUGACAACCGAGAAGAUGAGCUGGUGACUGGAAUCAACUCUUGGUGUGCACAUCUAGUAGACAAGAUUCACAAAGAUGAGAUCAUGAGGAACCGUAAGCGAGUGAAGGAGAUCAAUCAAUUCGUCGACCACAUGCAGAGUGAACUGGACAACCUGGAAUGUGGAGACAUUAUAGAUUAGGUGUCAGCCAUUGCCCCUGAGAGUUAUGGGAUUUUUUUCGUUCACCCCUCUCUCAACACUGUUGGUAAUAAUUCUCAAUAUAGAGAAAAUUAUAUAGAGAAAAG
Messenger RNA from Mus musculus (house mouse), 2096 nucleotides. RefSeq names its product dynein regulatory complex subunit 3 (gene Drc3). Bases 421 to 1992 code for a protein of 523 amino acids. NCBI's taxonomy places the organism in Eukaryota, Metazoa, Chordata, Mammalia, Rodentia, Muridae. The transcript is spliced from 15 exons. Gene Ontology annotation, cellular component: cytoplasm; cilium; motile cilium. The record is from RefSeq and is a predicted model, not a curated record.